Nymphaea colorata (pocket water lily) is the source of this 763-nucleotide messenger RNA. Its product is annotated as 40S ribosomal protein S18. NCBI's taxonomy places the organism in Eukaryota, Viridiplantae, Streptophyta, Magnoliopsida, Nymphaeales, Nymphaeaceae. The transcript has 4 exons. Gene Ontology annotation, biological process: translation. Bases 151 to 609 code for a protein of 152 amino acids. Gene Ontology annotation, cellular component: ribosome; cytosol; small ribosomal subunit. The record is from RefSeq and is a predicted model, not a curated record. Gene Ontology annotation, molecular function: RNA binding; structural constituent of ribosome.
CGUUGGAACCGUAUGGCGUAUUUUAUACGUAUGACAUUUUUAGGGUUUUCAUGAGUCCCCUUCGCUCUCCCCUCUUUAAAACCCUGCCGUCUGCUCCUCCCUUUCUUCUUCGUCUCACAGCAGAGAGAGAGCGAGAGAGAGAGAGCGACAAUGUCUCUCAUCGCGAACGAAGAUUUCCAGCACAUUCUCCGUAUCCUGAAUACUAACGUUGAUGGGAGGCAGAAGAUCAUGUUCGCUCUCACCUCCAUCAAGGGUAUCGGGCGCAGGUUCGCCAACAUCGUCUGCAAGAAAGCUGAUGUGGACAUGAACAAGAGAGCUGGUGAACUGUCCGCUGCUGAGCUUGAGCAACUUAUGACGAUUGUUGCGAACCCCCGGCAGUUCAAAAUCCCAGAUUGGUUUCUCAACAGGAAGAAGGAUUACAAAGACGGGAGGUACUCUCAGGUUGUUUCAAAUGCGUUGGACAUGAAACUGAGGGAUGAUUUAGAGCGUUUGAAGAAGAUCAGGAACCACCGUGGUCUUCGUCACUACUGGGGCCUCCGUGUCCGUGGGCAGCACACCAAGACAACCGGCCGUCGCGGGAAGACUGUUGGUGUGUCAAAGAAGCGAUGAGGAGUCUUUCAUUCCGCUGUUGCUUUUGCGAGCCUCUGCUGCUUUUGUUUGGGUUUCUCACAUGAACGACUUGUCCGCAUUCUUUUUUGAUGGAGUCAUAUAUGUUAACUAUGGGAGUUGAAUUUUGACAUUAUUAUGUCCAGUGUUGCCUUCA